This is a messenger RNA of Penicillium pulvis, 1521 nucleotides long. RefSeq names its product amidase. NCBI's taxonomy places the organism in Eukaryota, Fungi, Ascomycota, Eurotiomycetes, Eurotiales, Aspergillaceae. The record is from RefSeq and is a predicted model, not a curated record. The transcript has 2 exons. Bases 1 to 1521 code for a protein of 506 amino acids.
AUGAAUACACACCAGCAACCCAACAUACUGGAGCUCACCAUUCCAGCAUACCAUCACUUACUCCACCAAGGCAAAACCAGCUGCGGCGAAGUAAUACGCAUCUACCUCGCCCGAAUCAAACAGCACGACCCCACACUCAAAACACUCAUAACAAUCAAUCCCAACGCCCUGACCACAGCGAUCGAAAAAGACACAGAGAUAAAACAUCAUAUUCAAAACGGACUUCCUCUAAAACGCCUCCAUGGAGUCCCUAUAAUCCUCAAGGACAACUAUACAACUUCAAACCUCCCCACAAGCGCAGGGACCAAGGCCUUACAAACCCUCCACAGCAAAGAUAGCGAGGUAGUCACGCACCUGAUCAACGCCGGCGCUCUAAUUCUGGCAAAAGCAAAUCUUCACGAAUUCGCUCUACAUGGAACAACGACUUCGUCUCUGGGCGGACAGACGCUCAAUCCAUAUGACUUAUCCCGUACUCCGGGUGGUUCAUCCGGUGGGACAGCUGCAGCCUUAGCAGCGAACCUGGGACUAGUGGGAUGUGGAACUGACACAAUGAAUUCUUUGCGGUCCCCGGCAUCUGCAUGUUCGAUUGUGGGGUUUCGACCGUCAAUGGGGAGUGUCUCUUGUGUGGGGAUUGUCCCUGUUUCUGAGACACAGGAUAUAGCUGGUCCCAUGGGACGAACAGUGGGUGAUGUUAGGAUUAUAUAUGAGGUCAUGAGGGGGUCAUUAAGUGGAUCAAUGAGUACUUCCUAUUCUGGUUCUUUUUGUCAUGAGCAGCAGCAGCGCGCAUCACGAUUUGGAUUUUUGAAAGCGUAUUUUGAACUCGAUGAUGCCAUAGCUUGCUCUGAACAGGUCAUUGCCGAGAACAGCAUAGUUCAACGUGUCGUUCGCGAUACGUUAAAUACUGUUCAAGGCGAAUUGGAUAUCAUUUUGGUUCCCGUGGACUCAGAUCCAGACUGGACAUUAGCGAACCUCCUCGCCAAUGCAGAUACCCAGCCUUUUGAAUUUAAGGAUUGUCUCGAUUCCUUUCUUCAGUCUCAGCACGUAUCAUCAACUCCAUAUCUCUCGCUUCAAGCUAUAUCGCACAGUGGAGAAUAUGACAAAGAAGCUGUCACGGAAGUCUUCUAUGCUCCUCUUCUUGAUCCUGCGGUAUACUCACGCACGAGCAAGGAGUACCGAUCUCGUCUUGAUACUAUAGCAGCUCUGAAGGAAUCGGUACGGCGGUGCUUUGACAAGUAUGAACUGGAUGUACUGGUAUAUCCGCAUCAGCGACAGCUAGUUGUCAAUGCUGGGGAAAUGAGACAGCCGAAUCGCAAUGGGGUGUUAGCUGCUGUGACCGGGAACCCUGCGAUUUGCAUUCCAGCCGGCUUUAGUCCUGCUACUGCAUCAGCCCCUCGGGGUAUUCCAAUUGGAAUAGAAUUGAUGGGUCGACACGGAAACGAUGAUGAGUUGUUAAACAUUGCAGCACAGUUAGAACAGGUCCUCCAGGCAAGGAAGCCGCCUCUGUUGAAUGAAUCAGGAUAG